Messenger RNA from Elaeis guineensis (African oil palm), 1504 nucleotides. Its product is annotated as oligoribonuclease. Gene Ontology annotation, molecular function: nucleic acid binding; 3'-5'-RNA exonuclease activity. Lineage: Eukaryota; Viridiplantae; Streptophyta; Magnoliopsida; Arecales; Arecaceae. The record is from RefSeq and is a predicted model, not a curated record. Gene Ontology annotation, cellular component: mitochondrion.
GCCCAUUAAAGCCCCCUUCCCGUCUCAUCCCUCGCUCUCGGUGUCUUCAAGAAGGCCCGACGAAGAGUGGAAGGCUGCGACCCAUCGAACCCCGCGCCCCCACCUCCCUCCGCAAUAAGGCCAUAGAAGGACUCAGUCCCAUUAAACCCUCUUUCUGUCCCUCCAAGAAGGCCAAAGAAAGACUGAUGCUGGAAGAACUGCGCCCAAAUCGAAGUGAGUGUUGUUUGUGACCAAGAAAGAAAGAACACGGUGGAUUUUAUUUUCUUGGCUUCGUGAGCAAAUUUUCUAGUAAUGAAUAGUCUUUCAAAUACCUUCUCGCUUCUUCAUUUGGAUGCUGAAGAUGAUAAGGAACAAAUAGCCUCACUUACAGUUGCCAAGGAUAAGAAUCAUGCCACAAACUCAGAUAAAGAUAAGAAGACAGGCGAAUUGUCAGGGAAAACCACAACUCUGAAAAUUGAUAAAAUAAAUGAGGAAAGCUUUUCAUCAUCUUCGGGAAACUACAGAAUGCCCCUUGUGUGGAUUGACUUGGAAAUGACAGGUUUGAAUAUUGAAGUUGAUCGGAUAUUGGAGAUUGCUUGUGUUAUAACAGAUGGUAAACUAGCCAAAUCAGUAGAGGGUCCAGAUUUGGUUAUUAGCCAGACUAAGGAGUCCUUGGAUAACAUGGGCCAAUGGUGUCGGGACCAUCAUGCAGCUAGUGGUUUGACUGAGAGAGUGCUACAGAGUACUAUUACUGAAAAAGAUGCAGAGACCCAGGUUAUUGACUUUGUCAAGAAACAUGUAGGCUCAGAUACACCACUUUUAGCUGGAAAUUCUAUCUAUGUGGACUUUUUGUUCUUAAAGAAAUAUAUGCCAAAUCUGGCAGCCAUCUUCCCUCAUGUACUUGUCGACGUUAGCAGCAUCAUGGCUUUAUGCAUCCGUUGGUUUCCCAAAGAACGUCAACAUGCCUCUCUCUUUUGUGACAGACCAAGAUGCAACUAUCAGAUAAGUGAAAUUGAAACAUUUGGAUGAAUGAAUUCACACAAACAAGUAAGCUGGCUAUUAAAUCAACCAUGAAAAGUUCUCUAUGGGUGUGUUAUUACAUGAAGGGAGAAUGAUGGUAAUCCAUGCCAGUACUAGUGAUAAUUUAAUGUGAUUUUUCCAUGAAACGUGGCCAAACCCGGUACUUCAACUUGAUUGUUGGAUGGUAUAUAUUUGUUCUGUGGAUUAUUGGUUGUUGAAAAUAUGUACGUAUCAUGGGGCAGUUGCCUCAUUGAGUUUAUUAUAUAUAUAUUGGUUAAUUAUCACCAUCUCCUGUAUUCAAUAAAUGGCACUCUAUGUCCAAGACUUUUUCCAACAUUGCCCCUCAAAUUUUGGGCCCAAACUGUUGAAUGAAUUUGGCUUCUACACUGAUGUUUGAAGUAUGUUUUUGUAAAAUGAAAGCACAAGCUCCUUGAUCUGAAUUUGUAGACUCGAAUUUCACACGUUUUGAUCUGUGCAUGGUUCAGUGGUUGUUGCCUUCUGACUG